This is a messenger RNA of Pestalotiopsis fici W106-1, 750 nucleotides long. RefSeq lists its product as uncharacterized. Gene Ontology annotation, biological process: pectin catabolic process. NCBI's taxonomy places the organism in Eukaryota, Fungi, Ascomycota, Sordariomycetes, Amphisphaeriales, Sporocadaceae. The transcript has 3 exons. Bases 1 to 750 code for a protein of 249 amino acids. Gene Ontology annotation, molecular function: pectate lyase activity. The record is from RefSeq and is a predicted model, not a curated record. Gene Ontology annotation, cellular component: extracellular region.
AUGUCGAUCAUUCUCGGUGCUCUGCUUGGCCUGGCGGCCGCGGCCUCGGCUGCCACGACGAAUACCAAUCUGCAAACCGCGUUCCCCGCGUCGUCGGGGACAAGUGCCUUGGCAGCGGUCAAGACGAUUGCCGCCGGGGCGACCUUUGACGGGGGCAUGUACCAGUGGGAUCGAAGCCCUAGCACUUGUAAUGAACAAGCCGAGGGCGGCGAUUCUGAUGCUGUCUUCCUCCUAGAGGAUGGGGCUGUUUUGAGCAAUGCUAUCAUUGGCCCGAACAAUGGCGAGGGUGUCCACUGCUUGGGUACCUGCACUCUGAACAAUGUCUGGUGGACCGACGUUUGCGAGGACGCGGCAACCUUCAAGGGCACCUCGUCGUCGGGCAUCUCGUACGUCAACGGCGGCGGCGCCCGCAACGCCGAGGACAAGGUGCUCCAGCACAAUGGCGCCGGCACCGUGGCCGUCAAGAACUUUUGGGCCGACACGGUGGGCAAGGUCUACCGCUCGUGCGGCAACUGCGACAGCCAGUACGCGCGGCACAGCACCUUUAAUAACAUCUACGUCACGGGCGCCGACGUGGUGGCUGGCGUCAAUGGUAACUAUGGCGAUACCACGUACAUAUAUAGCAGUUGCGUGGAUGGCGCCAUCUGCUGGGAGUACGAGGGCAAUGAUAGUGGUGCUGAACCGUCCAAGACGGCUAGUGGACCUACGGGUACAGCGUGCACCACGGCGAGUAUCAAGACUAGCUGUUGA